Chrysemys picta bellii (western painted turtle) is the source of this 4311-nucleotide messenger RNA. It is a transcript of the gene HEYL, whose product is annotated as hes related family bHLH transcription factor with YRPW motif like. The record is from RefSeq and is a predicted model, not a curated record. Gene Ontology annotation, molecular function: RNA polymerase II cis-regulatory region sequence-specific DNA binding; DNA-binding transcription factor activity, RNA polymerase II-specific; protein dimerization activity. NCBI's taxonomy places the organism in Eukaryota, Metazoa, Chordata, Testudines, Emydidae. Gene Ontology annotation, biological process: regulation of transcription by RNA polymerase II; regulation of neurogenesis; circulatory system development. Gene Ontology annotation, cellular component: nucleus.
GGGAGCGGGCGGAGGAGCUGCCCGCAGGCGUCGGGGGCGAUUUCCUCUUCCCAGCGGGGGGAAGGGGGGGCGUCUCUUCCCUUCCUAGAGCCAGAAGGGGAGCAGGGCCGCGGAGACAGGACUGAUCGCACCGCGCCCGGCCAGGGUGGGACAGCUCCCAACCCCCCUCCCACGACCCCCAUAAACCCCCACGUGCGGGGAGGGUGCGGGACAGCCUCCCCCCCAUACACGUGCGGGGGAGCCUCUAACCCCCCAUACACCCCCGAUCGCCCCCACGUGCGGGACAGCCUGUUCUCCCCACGUGCGGGGAGGGUGCGGGACAACCCCCCAUAGACCCCCGAUCGCCCCCACGUGCGGGGAGGGUGUAGAGGAGGCUGUUUGCUCGCCGCUGUCUCGGAGGAUGAAGAGGCUGAGCGAGGAGAGCUGGUCGGGCUCCGAGUCGGACGGGACCAUAGACGUGGGCAAAGAGGAGGAAUACAGCCAAGUAUCCAGGGCUGUUUCUCCCACCACCACAUCUCAGAUACAAGCCAGGAAGAAGCGGAGAGGGAUCAUUGAGAAGCGGCGCCGUGACCGUAUUAACAGCAGCCUGUCUGAACUGAGGCGUUUAGUCCCUACUGCCUUUGAGAAGCAGGGCUCCUCCAAGCUGGAGAAGGCAGAGAUCCUGCAAAUGACAGUGGACCAUUUAAAAAUGCUUCAUGCCACUGGAGGAACAGGGUUCUUAGAUGCCCGAUCCUUGGCUGUGGAUUACAGGAGUAUCGGCUUCCGUGAAUGCCUCACUGAAGUUGUCAGAUACCUUGGUAUCCUCGAGGGACAAAACGGUGCUGAUCCUAUCCGGCUACGACUCCUCUCCCACCUGAAUAAUUAUGUUGCCGAAAUGGAGCCUUCGCCCAUGGCCGCUUCCCUUCUGCCCUUUCAGAUGUGGCCCUGGUCAUUCCUCCACAAUUCCACAGCCCCCGCCAACCAAGUACUAAUACCCAGGAGGGAGGCUGUCCCGGGUCUAGCUGUCUUGACUGCUUCCCCCCUGGCUUAUCCAAGCACCACCAUGAGAAGAGCUCCCGUUCGCCGAAUUCCUAGUGCCAUCAUGCCAGCCCGCCGAAACUUCCUUUCCAAUCGGAUGGCCUCUUCGUCCCGGAGGGCUAAACCCACAGUGACAUCACCAACCCCAGGUGCCAUGUCCAGUGUGCCAUCACCGAGGGGUGCCCUGAGAGACGCCACCUCUAGAAGCAGCCAGAUUGCAACUUUCCUGCUCUCCUCCGCCUCUGCUGGAGUUCCCGUACCACCUGCUUCUUACACAGCCCCUCCUGCUUUGAAUGCUUCUCCUCAGGGGCCAGGCACCAGAGGUGGGACUUCCAGACUCUGCCGCUCCUGGGCUACUGAAAUUGGGGCUUUCUGAUCCCUCCCUGACGAAAUCCUAAGGGAGACAAAAAUCAUCAGCAGCCACUGCUCAAAAAGCACGCUCCGGUGAACAGCUUCUUUCCUGCUUUGCAGAAAUAAAGGAUCGAUAAAGGAUCCUCUCCUCACCUUGCCAUCCCUUCUUAUUCCUCACGUCCUCUUCCCUCCCUCCCCAUCACACUGUCUCCCUCUUUUCCAUGUCAGGUUUGCAGAUUUUGUUUUGAAUUGAAUGUAUUUGUCUGUCUACAGCUCCACUAAAGGUUGUGGAUGAGGUUUAUCCUAAUUCAGACCUUUCCCUUCCACGACUCAGGUCCUGGUAGAGCUGAAUGUUGCAGUUUGGAGAAUGUAAACCAGCCUUUGACUUUGCUGGAGACACAGAGCUCCCAAGCAGUGACACUUUCUAUCACUUGUAUGCAGUGUUGUCGUAGCCAUGUAGGUCCCAGGAUGUUAGCAAGACAAGAUGGGGGAGGGAAUAUGUUUUAUUGGACCAAUUUCUGUUGGUGACCAAGAAAGUUUUCCAGCUUAUACAGAGCUCUUCUUCAGGCCAGUCCUGAAGAAGAAUUCUGUGUCAGCUCGAAAGCUUGUCUCUCUCACCAACAGAAGUUGGUCCAAUAAAACAUAUUCCCUCCCACACCUUGACUUUCGAACACUGACUUCCUCCCAGCUUCAGCAUGUUGUUUGACAUGGUCUAAGUGAGGUGAGACGUGCUGGCGAGUAAUGAGACAACCCACCACACGCACACAAACUGUCCUUUAAUAACUGAACCCAACCCCCAUCAGGCUUGCUGUGAAUAGUCAGGACAGUUGGGAGGUUCCUCUCCGUUGGCCAACCCCAUUCUCUCGAUCUCUAAAAAUGGAGAGCUUGACAUUAUGCAUAACAGGCUCAUUCAAAACACAUAACCCUGAGGGACGAGUUGGAGGAAAACGUAACAGUUCCCGAUCGCCCUCUGAACUGACACACUGUGAUACCCAGUACGCAUUCCUGCACAGAGAAUUAUCUCAGCACAAGACUUCCUGUACUUAAGACCCCAAUACUAUGUGCAGUCCACAUUUUCAUUUCCCGUGGCUCGGUCUUUACCUAAAACCAGGGCCUUCCCAAGUGUCCCUAGUGUACUUAAUUCAUGGAAACAUAUGCCUGACCCUGUGCUUAGAACAAUGCUGUUAUCAGAAUGUUUUCAGGCGGGAGUAUCAGACAUUACUCUGCAAAACUCCUUUGCCAGCUGCUGUUUGGGAUUCCCUAUGUGGAUAAUUCAGAUGUCUGUGAGAGAGACAGACCUUGCUCAUCCAGUGAAGCAUUACAGAGUAAGGGAGCAGGUUUCCAAAGUGAUACCUGUCAUGGAGGGGGGAGGGCUUGGCAGCUGAAAUAUGAGGGAGAAGGAUGCCCUUCCUUCUCUCUUCCCCUCUUCAGCCAUCAAUCCUCCCUUCCCAUAUGAAAAUUCAUUACCAUAAAGGGAGGAAUGGAAGAAAGCAUUCUUUACCUCAAGCUCCUCCUUUGUUUUUGCCAACUUCCAGAUCCUUAAUUAAAAUUUCUAGCCUGUUCUCCCAGGCCCAGUUCUGCUCUUUUUCUUUAUCGCCAUGUUCUCUGCAUGGACUUGAGCCCAAACCCGUUGAAGUCAAUGGCAGUCUUUCCACUGACUUCACGGGCUUUUGACCAGCCCCUAUAAUGUCCUCUCUCUCUUGAAAACUUUCUCUGCCUUUGUCUUCUCUCUAUGUGUAAAUGCCAAGGAUGACGAUUAUUCUUUGUCCUCUGCUCACUCCGUACCUCUGAGUCUCCUCUCACUCCGUACCUCUCUAGGGCAGUGAGGAACAGCUAUUUGGCAUUCUCAAGCUCUGCUCCUGUCUCACCUCUUCUUAGCUCUGGUGGUUUUGAAACAGUGUGACCCAGUGACUAGGGGAGUAAACUUAAACUCAUGAGUUCUGUUCCCAGCUCUGCUAUAUGACCUUUGGCAAGUCACUUCACUUUACCUCAGUUUCCCCAUCGGUAAAAUAGGAACAGAUGAAAAGAUCUAUAUAAGAGCUAAGUAGUAGUAUUAUUCUGUUCCUGCUGCCAUCAGCUGAGAAGCGGCAGUAGUAAGAGAGUGCUCAGAAGUUGCCCGAAUGGGCAGUUGGUGUGAGCUGGUGACCAGAUGGCCAUGGAGUCUAUGAGAACCAGGACCUGUUUCCACAGAAGGGGUUGGGAGACUAGAACCGUUCCUCCCAACCAAGACAUCUGGCCAUCCUAGCCACAGGCUGUCCACUGCCCCAAUGCACUUCUCUUGGCAUUAUUAUUUUAUAUAACAUAUAAGAAGGCAGUAUACCUCCACUCAAAUCAAAGCAAGACCCCCUCUUCCCUGAAACUGUGCUUUUAUUUUCUUGGAUAUAUCAAGCUAGCAUUGGUCCAGUUGAAUACCCUCUAAGCGCAUCAAUGUGACCCUUGCCUGAGCCAGUGGUGCCGUGCCAUGAAGGGUAAAACACAGAAAGGAACAAAGGGGGAACAGUGAGUAGUGUCUUUUUAAUGUAACAGACCCUCCCCAUCCCAGACGUCAAGCAAGUGGCCAGUUGUGUAUUGAGCUGGUGGUUCAGCAGUGGCAUUGAUACAGGUGUGUAUCUGACAUACGUAUGUUAAAUGUAUAUGGGUCAGACAGACUUGUUUUGGAAGUGAGUCCCUCCCGAUUGCUCUCAAUAACAUAAAUGCUCCCGGCCCCUGCUACUUGUCCUCACUCAUUUCCUGAGGUGGCAGAGUCAAUCAGGGAUGAAAUAUUCCUGUUCAGAGAAGUUCCCCCUGGACUGGUUGUUCCUGGAGUUAGUCUGUGCAUUAGCGCUCUCAGUGAGCCGCCUCGCCUCACUUUGCACUGCGCAGAGCUGUUAACUUUGUGAGCUGUCAGACAUCCAGCAAAAGGUGUCAAAUAAAGUCUUCCAAACCCAUGUCAUGGUUGUGAAA